UUUGAUGAAGAUUGUGGUGUUAAAGGUGGAGUGUCUCUUUAAGAGAGAGAGAGAGAGAAGGGGACGCGCUUCACGCUUGGGCUGCGGUGUUUUUGUCUCUGUCAGUGAGUCUGCUGGCCUUAUCGACUGAGGACACUGGAAGAGGAAUUUUGGUGGCACCCAUAAGAGAGUUGCAGGAACUAAAAAAGGGAGAGCGAGGAGGCCGGGGAAGAGAGACCAUCAUUGCAGCACACCAAGGCGGAGAUUGAGGCACAAUCUGACUGGCACGUUGAAACGGAGAGACUGGCUGGUGAAUGACAAUCAUGGCUCAGGUGCUUCAUAUGGACUCCAGUUUUCCUGGGAAGAUUAACCCCCCGGUGCCCCCCUCCUUGCAUGCAAAGGACCAAGAGGCUCCAUAUUCAGUAGAAACUCCUUACGGAUACCGUCUGGACCUUGACUUUCUCAAGUAUGUCAAUGAUAUUGAGAAAGGAAACACUAUUAAGAAGGUGCCAGUGCAGCGCCGCCCACGUUAUGGCUCGCUUCCACGUGGCUACGGCUACACAGGCUCCUGGUGGACCUCCACAGAGUCCCUGUGCUCCAAUGCCAGCAUGGACAGCCGGCACUCAUCAUAUUCUUACUGUGCACCAGGCUUCCACACCUCGCAGAGACCCAACUUCAGUACAGCACGUGUAGAGAAAACCCUAAUGGAUGCUCGCCGGAAGCUGGAGGAAGAGAAAGAUGGUCGCCGUUUCUCAAAUUUGGGCAGCAUGCACAGCAGUAUGGCUGGCUCUAAUACAUCUCUGUCCAGUGCGCACAGCUUUAAUCGUGCCCAAGGAGGGGGCUCCUAUACACCAAUGAGCUCCGGCUUGUCCACACCUGUCUCCCCGACGCCAGCUCACCUGCAGCACGUGCGGGAGCAGAUGGCCGUUGCCCUCCGGAAGAUCCGGGAGCUGGAAGAACAAGUGAAAACCAUCCCAGUGCUGCAGGUCAAGAUCUCUGUACUUCAAGAGGAGAAGAGGCAGCUCAGUGUGCAACUUAAGAGUCAGAAGUUCCUGGGACACACGCUGGGGUUCAAUCGAAGCCGUCCACGAGGCGAACUGUACAUCGACAUACCUGAGGAGGAGGCAGGAAACGGGGCAGGAGCUGCAAACAAAGCCACAGGGAGUCUUUCACCCACCACUCCCGGCUCCCUCCAGGACUCAGGAUGUGAAAUAGAGGAGACUGUAAUUGUUGCGGGGGCUCGUCCGGGUGCAAAGCGGGAGGUGCGAACUGUAGGUGUGGGGCCUGAAGCAGAAGAAAGGGGUUAUCGUCAAGUGGGGGUAGGGGUGCGAGAGCAGGACUUGGGUCUGCUGCCUGAAACCGAAGCCCUCAAGACUAAAGUGGGUCUUUUAGAAGUUCAGCUGAGGAAAACCAUGCAAGAGCUACAGAGUGCUCAGCAGCAAGUGGAAGCGGCACAGAAAGAGAGGCAGACAGUUUGCCCUCAGGUAGACCAUGCUGUGAGAGCCACCAGUCUCGGCUGGCAGGAUCAGCAGGGCCAGGCUGGAGCGGGCUUGCAUACUGUUGUCAGUUUUACUAAGCAACCUCAUCAGCAGAGGACUGUGGGCAUCCAAGUGUACACGCUGGAGCAGCCCACAGUGGUGGGUGUGGGGACACUGCUAAGAGCCCAGGGCUGCACUCAUCCUGCUCAACUGGAGGCGUCUCACAGAAGAUAUGGAGAGUCCCCAGCAGCAGGGGAUUCGCCACAUGAGUUUCCCAUUGCAAUAAGCUCUAAGCAGGUGCGGGAGGUCUUGAGAAGUGAGGUCUCCAAAUCAGUGCCAGUGACCAACCAGGCAACUCCUAUGGAGACAAAGUGCAACCAAGUGACUGCGGUCUGCCAACGGCUAAAAGAAGGAGAGAUUAACCAGCAACCAGCAGAAGAAGCCAUUCAAGUUGAUCCAGCCAAUCCAGCAUCCCCUCAGUCUAACCUGAGGUCAAUCAUGAAGAGGAAGGCUGAUGGGGAACCUGGCUCUCCAUACACCAAAAAGAACCUGCAGUUCUUAGGAGUCAAUGGAGGGUACGAGUCAACAUCCUCCGAAGAGAGCAGCUCUGAAAGUUCAGAAGAUGAAAGCGAUGCAAGCGAAUACCAUGAGGCUACGGAAAAACUACCGGAAUCAGCGACACCACAGUCUCUGGUGUCCUCCUGUAUCCCACAGCUCGCCUCUGAGACACCAGCUACCCAAACAGCUCAGCACAGCACUGCCCAGAUACCAACCAAUCACACUCCAGCAGCUCAAACCACCAGCCAAUCACACACCACAGAUGCAACUACCCAACAACAUGUCACCCAAUCACCAGCAGCAGAGGCUGAUGUACAGCACUGUGUCAGCCAAUCAUCAGUGACCACCACACCUCCUCCAGAGGGAGAUGUUCAAUGUGUUUUUCAAGGGUGUAACCCUCCAAGCACUGCCACUUCUCUUGAACAAAACUCUGUCCAGUUGUCAUCUGCGACGCAGCAGUCCAAAGCCACUGAUUCAAACGUCCAGCCAGAUCUCGCUCAAACAGAUGUGUCGGACUUCGCCGCUCAGCAAACGACCACUCAAACACAAUUCACCAGUGCCAAACCUCAGCAAGAAGCUAGCCAAUCAAAAACUGCUGACCUCACAGCCCAGAAAGGAGCGACACACUCUACUGAUGGCUCAGCGAAACAGGACAUAGCCAUAUCCUCCACAACUAAACCAGCAGCAGAUACAGCAACACCACCCACUAAUAAACAAACAGACAGCCUGGAAUUAAGUGGCGGUCUUAUGUCGGCGCUCCACAUCUUGCAGAAGGCGCUCAGCGAACCAAAUGCAUUCAGCCAUCAAGAUGCGAGGACGGCCUACACCAGCGUCCUGCAGGAGUGGCUCCGGGUCUCCUGUCAUAAAGCUGCUGACACCGCAGUGGUGAAGGCCCACAUGGACGCGUUCGCUUCUAUUUCCCCUCAGCUCCUGGAGUUCGUCAUCAACAUGGCCGACGGCAAUGGAAACACGGCUCUGCACUACACCGUCUCUCACUCCAACUUCCCUGUAGUGAAGCUGCUGCUGGACACCGGUCUCUGUAAUGCUGACAAGCAGAACAAGGCUGGUUACACAGCCAUCAUGUUGACGGCUCUGGCUGCCUUCAGCUCGGACAGUGACCUUCAGACCGUCCUACAGCUGCUCCGCACCGGCGACGUCAAUGCCAAAGCCAGCCAGGCAGGGCAGACGGCACUGAUGCUGGCAGUCAGUCAUGGUCGAGGGGAUAUGGUGAAGGCUCUGCUGGCAUGUGGAGCUCAGGUGAACCUGCGGGAUGACGACGGCUCCACAGCGCUCAUGUGCGCCUGUGAACAUGGACAUGUGGACAUCGUGCGCCAGCUGCUGUCUGUGCCCGGCUGUGACGCCACGCUCACUGAUAAUGAUGGCAGCACUGCUCUCUCCAUCGCGUUGGAGGCCAGUCAGAAUGACAUUGCUGUGCUUCUAUAUGCACACCUCAAUUUUGCCAAGCCGCCUUCUCCUGUAUCACCAAAGUCUCCAAUUCUGGGCUCUUCUCCUCCUUCGUCCUCUGAACUGAAGUAAACAGAUGUCAUAAAUCUGAGCUGUCCUUUCUUCCAGCAAACCUUCCUCGUCCAUUCCACUGUCUGUCUGUGUGUGUGUGUGUGUGUGUGUGUGUGUGUGUGUGUGUGUGUGUGUGUGUGUGUGUGUGUGUGUGUGUGUGUGUGUGUGUGUGUGUGUGUGUGUGUGUGUGUGCGCACUUGUUUUUAUAACAUGUUGGGGAUGAAGUCCUUACUGGUAAAUGUGCUUAUAAAUCAUACAAAAUGAGGUAUUUUGAAAAUGUAAAAAACUGCAGAUUGUUUAAGUCUCCGCUGAUAGUCCCCAUCGGGAUAUAAAAACAAGAGAGAUUGAGAGUGUGUGUGUACACAAUUCAUCAUGUACAACUUUUAGAGGUAUAAAAAUUGUGCACUCUUUUAAAACUCUUUAGCACUUGACAUCAUCGCACAACUGUUUUUCUCAACAUAAGUUCAUUCUGAAAGCGUAGCCCUGUAUAAAUUUCUGGAGAUCACAAAUGAGGUAUGACGCCAUUCCUUUUUGCGCUUACCAUUGCUUUCCUAUGUAUGGACGGCUUUCCUGCUGUUACCAGUUUGUCUGGUAGCUCGAAGUACAUUGGUGGACUUAAGAUGCAUAGCAGAGUUAACCGCAGCAACUGGAUUUGAGUCUGGCGAAGAAUAGUUCCAGAAAGCAUGUAAGACAAAAACAGAAACGUUAAAAAAAAAA
Messenger RNA from Danio rerio (zebrafish), 4247 nucleotides. The record is from RefSeq and is a predicted model, not a curated record. NCBI's taxonomy places the organism in Eukaryota, Metazoa, Chordata, Actinopteri, Cypriniformes, Danionidae.